UGAGUCACUGGAAUCGUCAUUUUCAAGUGUCUGUGCCUGAUCAUUUCCAAGUCCACAUUUUUUCAGAAAAUAUAUUGCAAAAAGUCAAAAGAAAUAAUUAUUCAAAGUAUUUUGGCAUAGAAAAUACAAGAUGAGUUCCAAAAGAGGUGAUAUGCAGAGAGUUCGUGCUCAAAAGCAUCAGAAUAAAACGAUUUUUAAGAACGAUUUGCAUGAUAACAGUGAUAGAACGAAAAAACUCAAUGCAAUGUCUAUAAAUGAAGUUUGUCAACAUUGUAGUGAUGUGAUCCAGUGGAAGAUUAGAUACAGAAAAUACAAGGCUCUGACAAAGCCAAGUACCUGCAAUAAGUGCAAUCAACGGAAUGUAAAGAAAGCUUAUCAUGUAUUGUGUAGGAAUUGUGCAUUGUCCUCUAAACAGUGUGCUAAAUGCUUAAAAACUGAAGAGGAUGGUAUAGAAUUAAUUCCUCCGGAACCAACAGCUGCGGAAAAACUUAAAAUGGAUAUUGAAUUCAAACAUAUGAUUAAAUGUUUGUCAGAGAGAAAACGUCGGACAUUCCUAAGAUAUAUGAAUGGAAAGAAAAAGAAGAAGACAGAGGAUGAUGACGAGGAACCAACAGAACUGGAGGAAAGGCCCAAAACAAGACCAACACGUGAACAACUGCUUGAUAAACUCGCGAAAUUGAAAGUUUCAGAAAAGGAUGAAGAUUUCUAUGGUGACAUUAACAGCAGCGGUGAUGAAUAUGAGGAUGAUGGCGAACAAGAAUGGGAAUCAGAUGAUGAAGAAAAUACAGCAUAAAUUUAAUAAAAUUGAAAUUUUUUAUUCGUGGAGCUGAGUUUUGCUCAGUAUUGCUCAGUUCUUUUUUAAUUAUAGUUUAAAUGAUAAUAAACAGGAAAUAAAAUAUAAAUUUAAAAGUUUUGAAUUGCGAA
This is a messenger RNA of Chironomus riparius, 924 nucleotides long. The record is from the annotation of a GenBank genome assembly. Lineage: Eukaryota; Metazoa; Arthropoda; Insecta; Diptera; Chironomidae.